Musca vetustissima is the source of this 449-nucleotide messenger RNA. Its product is annotated as large ribosomal subunit protein eL30-like. Gene Ontology annotation, molecular function: RNA binding; structural constituent of ribosome. Gene Ontology annotation, cellular component: cytosolic large ribosomal subunit. The coding region runs from base 90 to 425 and encodes 111 amino acids. The record is from RefSeq and is a predicted model, not a curated record. The transcript has 4 exons. NCBI's taxonomy places the organism in Eukaryota, Metazoa, Arthropoda, Insecta, Diptera, Muscidae.
GACCACUAUUUCUUUCUUUUCCCAGUAUCCGUCGUUGGAGAACUGUCAUUGAUUUUAAAUCAAUUCAAAACAAAUAAAAGCUAAUCAACAUGGUUGCCGUCAAGAAGACUAAAAAGGCUUUGGAUUCCAUCAAUUCCAAAUUGGCUUUGGUGAUGAAAUCUGGCAAAUUCUGCUUGGGUUACAAACAAACCUUGAAGACUUUGCGUCAAGGCAAAGCCAAAUUGGUGCUCAUUGCCACCAACACUCCUGCCUUGAGAAAAUCUGAAAUUGAAUACUACGCCAUGUUGGCCAAGACUGAAGUUCAACACUACAGUGGUACCAAUAUUGAUUUGGGUACCGCCUGCGGUAAAUACUUCCGUGUGUGCACCAUGUCCAUCACCGAUCCUGGAGAUUCCGAUAUUAUCCGUACUGUCGGUGAAAACUAAUUUGUAGACUAAUAUUUUAUUAAA